UAAAUACUUAGCUGCGACUACCUCAUUCCCUCUUUCUUCUUCUCAUCUUCAUCUUCAUCUUCAUCUUCAUCUUCAUCAUCAUUCGAGUCAAUCAUCUUCUUUACAAUCUUCACUCAUCAACAACUUUCGCCUUCAUCAAUUCAAUAUCAAUCAUCUCACUUGAAUCAAAUCCUUCAGUCGCAGUCAUGUCAACACCAGAGAUCCCUAUCAUCAAAGUGUUAUUCACACUUCAUGCUGGCAUGGAUGCUUUGGAUUUCAUCGGUCCUCUUGAAGUCCUCACCCGUGCUCAGCAUGAUAUUAAUGAUCCAAGUGAGUUUCAUCGAUUCAAUCUUGUGAUGAUUGAGUACUCGUAUAUUUAAGAUCGAGGAAACCUCUCUUUGUUUACUUUUGGCCAUCAUCCUUUCUUUCUUGGUUCAAUCGCUAACCGCUAUCUUUUAAUUCAGAGUCCAAGGCAUUCGAUUGCAAAUUCGUUGCUGCCGAGGAAUUCACCGUUUCCAAUCAAGGAGCUGCAUUCCGUGCUCACUUUAACUACAAAGACGCUUAUGCCAACCUCGCAGAAUAUGAUAUCCUCAUUGUUCCAGGUGGUGGAUCUGAUCAAGUCCUCAAGAACAAAGCCGAACCUCUUGGUCUCAUUAGAGCCUUCUCCGACUUGCAAAAGAAGCAUCCCGAGAAGGAACGUACACUUCUUUCUAUCUGUACUGGAUCUCUCUUCCUUGCUCAACAAGGUAUCCUUCAUGGUCUUUCUGCUACCACCCACCCAGACUACUUCGCCAAGUUCGAAAAUAUCAAUAGUGAGGCGGCACAAAGAGAUUUGGCUGAACGUUGUGAUGUUGUUGAAGAGAGAUAUGUGGUGAACAAUCUUCGUUUCGAUAUUGAUUCUCCAGAGGAAAGCCAAUAUGUUCGUCGCAAGUCUGAUGCUAGACGUCCAUCAAAUGCUCGUAAAGGUUCCAAUGCUUGGAAGGAAUCUAACAAUCGUCGUGAGAGUAAUGCUCGUAGAGCUGCUUUACGUCUUGGUGGUCUUCGUGUUAUCACCACUGGUGCUAUCACAUGUGGACUUGAUGCUAGUUUGUAUCUCGUUAGUGUUAUGGUGAAUGAAGAGACGGCUGCGGAGAUUGCUAAGUUUAUGGAGUAUGAAUGGAAGAAGGGUAUUGUUGUUGAUGGAAUUGAUAUUUAAGGCGUCUUGGAGUUGGAAUGAAAGAAUGUAUCAUGCAAAGCAUAGAAUACAAUGGCUUGUUGGCUAGACAGAUAGCUUCUGAUAGGAAUUGGGAAAGGAUUGGAUGGGCGGAUGGACGGAUGGACGGAAACGGAUUAUGACAUGAAAUGAUAUCUUAGUAAAUAGCUUAGCUAUACUUUACAAUCUCAACUUUUUACUUUUUAUU
Molecule: messenger RNA, 1379 nt
Organism: Sclerotinia trifoliorum
Lineage: Eukaryota; Fungi; Ascomycota; Leotiomycetes; Helotiales; Sclerotiniaceae
Source: the annotation of a GenBank genome assembly